GCAUCUCAGUGCGCGGCUCACAAAGAGCUGCUGCAGCGGCUCCGCGCUUGGCCUCGCGGAUUGAACGGCGGCGGCAGCGGUGCACCCGUGCGGCCCCGCGCACAAGCCAGAAAGAUUUCAUCACCAGGAGCAUUUUCCGGACCUUACCAAACCACUCACUUUCGUGGCUGCCUCCUGGUGAUGAUGGCUGCGUGAUCGCCCACCAUGGCCCACCGGAAGCGUCAGAGCACAGCGAGCAGCAUGCUAGACCACAGGGUGAGGCCGAGCCCCGAGCCGGAGGCUGAGGGUGUGGAGCUGCCCUCAGAGGAGUACACGCCCCAGGGCUUGGAGCUGGCAACCCUGCGGCCCGAGAGCCCGGUGCCCACAGAGCCGGGCUGCCCCGACCACAGCCCCGAUGGGGACUCCAGCUCCGACUAUGUGAACAACACCUCGGAGGAGGAGGACUACGAUGAGGGCCUCCCCGAGGAGGAGGAGGGCAUCACCUACUACAUCCGCUACUGCCCCGAGGACGACAGCUACCUGGAGGGCAUGGACUGCAACGGUGAGGGCUGCCUGGCGCACAGUGCGUCUGGCCUGGAGACUGACGAGUGCCAGGAGGCGGUGGAGGAGUGGACGGACCCGGCGGGCCCACACCCGCCCGACUGUGAGGACGAGGGCAGCCCGGACUACCGGGGCAGCCACCUCCCCAUCCCAGAGGACGAGCCCUCUGGCCUGGAGUCCCAGGACCAGGAAGAGGGUGUCCACUACUGCCCCAGCGAGGAGGGUUACCCGGACUACUACCCCACUGAGGCCAAUGGGAACGCGGGCAGCGCAUCCCCCUACCGCCCUAGGCGUGGGGACGGGGACCUGGAGGACCAGGAGGAGGACAUCGACCAGAUCGUGGCUGAGAUCAAAAUGAGCUUGAGUAUGACAAGCAUCACCAGCGCCGGUGAGGCCAGCCCAGAGCACACGCUGGUGCGGGCACCCGAGCCAGGGCCUGGGGACUCGGCGGAGGCCUGCCCUCCCGGCGAGGCCAGCCUCGGCCCCAGCAGACACGAGGGGCGCCCCAAGUCUCUGAACCUCCCUCCUGAGGCCAAGCACCCUGGAGAUCCCCAGAGAAGCUUCAAGACCAAGACCAGGACUCCAGAGGAGAGACCAAAGUGGCCCCAAGAGCAGGUUUGCAAUGGUUUGGAGCAGCCGAGGAAACAGCAGCGCUCUGAUCUCAACGGACCUGUUGACAAUAACAACAUCCCAGAGACAAAGAAGGUGGCAUCAUUUCCAAGUUUUGUGGCUGUUCCAGGGCCCUGUGAGCCAGAAGACCUCAUUGAUGGGAUCAUCUUUGCUGCCAACUACCUGGGGUCCACACAGCUGCUUUCGGAGCGGAACCCUUCCAAAAACAUCAGGAUGAUGCAGGCGCAGGAGGCUGUCAGCCGGGUCAAGAAUUCUGAGGGGGAUGCCCAGACUCUGACCGAAGUGGACCUCUUCAUCUCCACCCAGAGGAUCAAGGUGUUAAAUGCGGACACACAGGAGACCAUGAUGGACCACGCCCUGCGCACCAUCUCCUACAUCGCAGACAUCGGAAACAUCGUGGUGCUGAUGGCCAGGCGCCGCAUGCCGAGGUCGGCCUCUCAGGACUGUAUCGAGACCACCCCUGGGGCCCAGGAGGGGAGGAAGCAGUACAAGAUGAUCUGCCACGUGUUCGAGUCCGAGGACGCUCAGCUGAUCGCCCAGUCCAUCGGCCAGGCCUUCAGCGUGGCCUACCAGGAAUUCCUGCGGGCCAACGGCAUCAACCCUGAGGACCUGAGCCAGAAGGAGUACAGUGACAUCAUCAACACCCAGGAAAUGUACAACGACGACCUCAUCCACUUCUCCAACUCAGAGAACUGCAAGGAGCUUCAGCUGGAGAAGCACAAGGGAGAGAUCCUGGGUGUGGUGGUGGUGGAGUCGGGCUGGGGCUCCAUCUUGCCCACAGUGAUCCUGGCCAACAUGAUGAAUGGCGGCCCGGCCGCCCGCUCGGGGAAGCUGAGCAUCGGCGACCAGAUCAUGUCCAUUAAUGGCACCAGCCUGGUGGGGCUGCCCCUUGCCACCUGCCAGGGCAUCAUCAAGGGUCUGAAGAACCAGACACAGGUGAAGCUCAACAUCGUCAGCUGUCCUCCGGUCACCACCGUCCUCAUCAAGCGGCCAGACCUCAAGUACCAGCUAGGCUUCAGCGUGCAGAAUGGAAUCAUCUGCAGCCUCAUGCGCGGGGGCAUCGCAGAGCGGGGUGGCGUCCGAGUUGGCCACCGCAUCAUUGAGAUCAACGGGCAAAGCGUGGUGGCCACCGCCCACGAGAAGAUUGUGCAGGCAUUGUCCAACUCGGUUGGAGAGAUCCACAUGAAGACCAUGCCUGCCGCCAUGUUCAGGCUCCUCACAGGCCAGGAGACCCCGCUCUACAUCUAGGCCACCCACCGCAUCCCAAGGAGUGGGAGCCAGACCCGGGACCUGACCCCUGACCCCACAGCCCACCUAAGGACACUGGCUCCCCUGAAGGGCACGCCCUCACCACCCACUUUUUUUUUUGGACUCAAAGGGGUAUGUCUUCAUCCAAGGAGGGUCACAGCAACCAAUCUUUGUAGAACAGUCAAGUAUUUUGCCGCAUUCUGACUUUUCUCAUUGCAACGGACAAGGGUUUCUUUGUACCCCUGUGUGGUGUGGAGCCGUGGAGGGUGAAUGUGGGUGCCUCUGGAUGCGGCCAUGCAGGGAGCCCCUCGAGGAUGGUGAGCUCCUGGGGGGCAGCAGCGAUGGCCCCACCCUUGGCUGGGGCUCCGGGGUCCUGCAGGGAGGGCAUCCCGACAGCCCAGAUGGCUGCCUCCCAGGGUAGCCAGCUCUCAGGAUGUGACUGGUCAUUGAAGUUGGGGACCACGUGAUGUAUUUCCCGAGAAAGGAGACAUCCUUCAGUUCAAUAAAGGAUGAUGGCCACAACCUCAAAACUCCAUAUUUAUUUAGACAGUAUCACCGUUUUGACUUUUAUUUGACAGCAAGCCGUUUUUCAGACAUUAGGAUUUUCCAAUGACCCUGUGACCACACCUGCUGCCCUGUGCUCGCCUGUCCACUGGUCCCUGGAUGCCCUGGGGCAGCCUCCCCCACAGGUGGCCCUCUGGUUACUAUCUGUCUACAUAUACGCAUCCACAUGCGUGCUCCCCCCUCAGAAACCAGCCCCACACCGGAACCCUGGACACCUGCCGUUCCUGGGGUGACUGCGGCAUCCGGGCACCGUCUCUGUGAGCAGUGUUCCAGUGUGUGUAGAUCAAGUGCAACGUAGUCUAGUUCCGCUCAGCAAGCUCAGUGUUCACCGACGUCAUUUUGUCUGGAAGUCUCUUUCUCUGGCCCAGGCCUCGAAGAAUACACUGUGACUUAAGAAGCCUUACCAUGCAGUAACUAAGCUUUAGGAUCACUGGACCUGAGGGUGACCUGUGUGUUGCAUGCAGCCGACCUUAGGAAGACUCGCUAAUACCACUAAUAAACCUGAGGUCAU
Messenger RNA from Phacochoerus africanus (Common warthog), 3493 nucleotides. RefSeq names its product amyloid beta precursor protein binding family A member 2 (gene APBA2). Bases 205 to 2418 code for a protein of 737 amino acids. The transcript has 13 exons. Gene Ontology annotation, biological process: chemical synaptic transmission. The record is from RefSeq and is a predicted model, not a curated record. Lineage: Eukaryota; Metazoa; Chordata; Mammalia; Artiodactyla; Suidae. Gene Ontology annotation, molecular function: protein binding; amyloid-beta binding. Gene Ontology annotation, cellular component: cytoplasm; dendritic spine; plasma membrane.